GGUGCUACAAAGAAGGUGUUCAGCGCAGCUCAAGCUUAAAGAAAGCUCUCCCAAACUCGGAGAGACAUCUAUGGCGAGAGUCAAGAACCCAAACAGCGCUGAUCUGGCAUUGACAUCUUUACGGCCAGCCCUGUGAAUGAUAGGCUGCACUUAGCCUCAGCAUCAACACCUCGCGCCAUCACCGGGCAGCUAUAAUGGAGGUUGAUGGAGAGGAGGACUCUCUCCAGACGAGAAAUCUACCAGAGUUUGAUGUCUCCUUUCGAGAUACGCUGCCAUCCUUUUAUUUCCACCACAUCAUCGACCCCAUCGCCGCAACCCUCCGUGUCGAAGUGCUGGGCCCCAAUCUCGCGUAUACUUUUCGACACGACCGCGCAAAAGAGAAGCGUAUACCGGCUUCCGCCAUCUUCACACGUCUGAACGGCAAGACGACAGGCUUCCUCGCCCUUCGAACCGAUGCCGGCAAGAAGAGAAUCGUACUGGCCUGGGCAGAGAGUGGACAUGGGGCCAGCCUGAAUGGCGAUUUGCUCGAUCCCGAGCCGAGCGUCCUCCCCAAUGACGUGUGGGCACAAAGAGUGGUUUCCAUGGGCAAGAUUUUCGGCCUGCGGAUGAACCGCCCAUAUGACGGCCGAAUGUCCCAGGUCAUGGGCCGAGACAUGUCUGGCAUAUUUCUGGGCGGCCAUGUGGAGGUGAAGCUCGCGGUGCACGCCGUCUUUGUCCUGCUCAACAAGUUUGACAUCACGCAAGACCUAGACAACGUCUCGCUCAGACAUCUCAAGAGACUGCGAGGCGCACGAUGGGAAGACGGCUCGAGGCCUGCCUUUGAGAUUUACUUUUCGCGCAAGAACUGCCACUUUUGCGGGAAAUUCGUCAGGACGCUCCAGAAGGCUACGGGAAUCAGAAUCAAGCUUAUAUGGAGAGAUCGUCUGGUGAAAAUCGUGUACGAAAAGAGAGACAUGACCAAGACGAAUCCGACGAACCGGCCGCAGACGCAGCAGCAAUCGCAGCCACGGGAGCUUAUUGACAUUGACGUGGACGACUGCGUGACAAUCAUUACGGAGAUGACAGAGGAGGUUCGCGCUAUUGACCUGAUCGACCUCUCCCGCGACCAUGGCUCCGCCCCUUCCGAGAUUAUCAACCUCACAGGCGACAAUCGCGAGGAAAAUACCGCUGCUGCUGGCAGCCAAAACAACGCCGGCUCUACCCCCCCUGAACAAGGACAACAUGGAUCAUCGCGUUCCGUAGCAGACGCUUACAUCGACGGCCUGGCAUAUUGUGUCGGCCAAAUCGAGCAGUGCCCUGCAAGCGCCCAAACCGCCAUCCUAGAACUCGCCGAGAAGUUCCACCAGCGCAGCGCAGCCGCAGCAGCAGCCCGUGCCAACAUCAACAAACCUCUCCCUGCUACACCUCAGAUAGCACCACCAAAUUGGGGCGAGGAAACUGCCGCUUUGCCGACCCCACCAUCUACCGACGAUAGAUUGGACAAUGGGAUGAAUGGCGAUGCGCUGAGAGCUUUACUGGACCGCAACGGGGAGAGCAAUUCUCGGAUGGAAGAAGAUGCCUCGAGGCCGGCUAGCCAAACGGUGACUCGCAUUGAGAUUUACAGCGCCGGAGAUGCUGGAGCAGAGGCCGCUGUAUCUACCAGUCAACCUCAGGGCCGGAAAAGACUUUCUUUCUACAUUGACGUUCCUUCUCGGCGAUGGUCCAACUCUCCUGACCCUUUUUAAGCGCUGAGAGGAUGAUGAAUCUCUUUUUUUCUCAACAAAAUGUGAAAGUAAUGGUGGCAAUUGUUCUUGUUUUAUGAGCUCAGAUCUCAUGUAUAUAAAGCUACCAAGAGCAUUUUCUACUUUUUUUUUUUUAAUUUUCACAUCUAGCUUUUUCUUCUUCUUAUUAUUUAUUAUACAGGCCUUACUAUUUUAUCGCCAA
Trichoderma asperellum CBS 433.97 is the source of this 1923-nucleotide messenger RNA. RefSeq lists its product as uncharacterized. The record is from RefSeq and is a predicted model, not a curated record. NCBI's taxonomy places the organism in Eukaryota, Fungi, Ascomycota, Sordariomycetes, Hypocreales, Hypocreaceae.